ACAGAAAGUUUAGAUUUUUUUUAAUGAUACAUUAAACACUAGCUCUCCCUCUAUGGUUUGACAUGGCCACACUCAGGCCUCACUGAGGUAUUAUGGCCUAUUAUUAGCCUCUCGCACAGACUUCUCAGCUGAGGCUGUUCUGGGAGAAAAAAAUGUUCAUUACAUAACAAUAAAGGAUCUGUCUCCUAGACUCACUUCCUGAAUACCAGAGCAGUAACCGGGCCUCAAACUAAGGGAGAACGGAAGCCCCAUCCAUUUGUUUGUUGGAGCUCGGCUUGUUGUUUUCUGCUUAUCCCUUUUCCUUUUUUUUUUCUGCUCCACACAUUCGCUUCACCACCCCUCCUUUUCAGAAACUCUUUGUAGGUCAGUGAUGCAGCCGGAGUGACGCAGCACUGGCAGCUGUCUCCACAAGGCAACUUUGCACAGCAGGAGCAGGGAAAUCUCUGCCCGAAGCAAAGUCCACACCACCAGCAGCUAUGACAGAAGAUGGGAAAGGCCUAAGAUGGGCCAAGGCAGCAACGGAGGCCGGGUAGUCGCUCUACCCUCCUGCGCCUAAACAAACAGCAGAGAGACUUCCACUGCGCCAGAGACCGGCCCAAAGCAAGACCUUCCACACAGAAACGUUUUUUAAUAGGCGACUACAGGCCUACUCAGCUUGGUGCGGCGGUGUUUGCCUUCCAGCCGAUGAGUUCCCACAGGCCACAGCUGGGAUCACUGAGCCACAGAAGCAUAAAGGCCUGUUUAUUUUUUCUGUUGUUUUAACCACUUCCUGGCUGUGAUGUUAGGUAUAGAUGGUGAGAUUCCUCUUACAUAAUGCAUAACUUAAUCUAACAUAUAGCGCAUAUAAGGAUUUAAAGUAUAAACUGAUUUUUUUCCUACCGAGCUGCCAUUUUGUUUCCAGUUUAGAUGUCGUUAUUGAAUGUGAACAGAGUGAUUCUUCCUAAAGCCAUCAACAGCAAACAGAAAUGUUCGCUAAAAGACAAAUAUCAUGGCACAAUGGCUGAAAUAUUUUGCAGUUUGAUGUAAUUUACUUAACUUAUGGAGGAAAGUGGUGGCAAUGAUGGUGACAUGGGUCCGAAUUUGUCUUGUAAUCAGUGGGUCACUGGUUCAAAUCCCUGUCCUACCAGAAUGUGUCAUUGUGUUCUUGGGCAGACAGAAGGGCCAAUGUCGCGAUAUAGCAGCCUUGCCUCUGUCAGACGAGAGUGCAAGAAUAGGAAUGACUGAUUUCAUUUAAAAGUGUCUUUGAGUAUCCUAAUGAAGCACUACAUAAGUCUGAUAUCACAAAAUGGCACACAUCAGGAAACAUUACAAAUGGCAAACCAACACAAAGUAGAACAUGAUUGUGAAGGGGAAGUAAAUCACAUCUGUGUUAGAAAUGUGCUAUUCCUAUGUGUUUUUAAACAUGUGCUGCUUUUAUCAAUGAUUUAUCUCUUGUCAGCCCUUAGUGGAAACAGUACAAACUAACCUGUUUGACUUACAGGUCAAACAGGUUAGUUUGACCUGUAAGUGAACAGAGUUAUCUUAUCCUGACCAAAGAGAAGUUCUUAUCUUUUUGCUCUCACAAAGCAACUUUGGGGAAAAUGACAUUUGACUUAUUAGACAAAAGGAAACACAAAUGUCAAAGAGCACUUUGUGUUUUUGAAUAUAGAGCAAAUAUAGAGUAAAUGUUACAGUGAUUUUUUUCCCCCAGAAGAUUUCUUUAGAUCUCUCAGCCAUAGAAUCAUUAACACCUUUUUAUAUUUUAGUUUAUUUAGAUUUUGUGCAGAUAUUUUAGUUUUUCUGUUCUAAUUUUUGCUGUCGGGUAUAAACAUCAAUAUCUAGCAGUACGUUUUGAUUGUUACCCAGAUAUUAUUAUAUGUCAUCAUACACAUUUAUCUCAUUUGGGUUGUGAGGGGUGCUGGUGUGUAUCUUCAGCUGUCAACAGGCAAGAGACCAAGUACACCUGAACAGGUCAUCAGUCCCAUUUAUAAUGUUUCAAAUGCAACUCUAAACAGGUGGGGUUUUAGUCUAGAUUUAAAAGCACUCAGUGUUUCAGCUGUUUUGCAGUUUUCUGGAAGUUUAUUCCACAUUUGUGGUACAUAGAAGCUGAAUGCUGCUCUGAGGAUGCAGAGCAGACCACAACCAGAAGAUCUGAGAGGCAACAGCAGAUCUUUAAAUUAUUGUGGUGCUAAACUGAUUAGUGAUUUAUAAACUAACAACAGUAUUUUAAAGUCUACUGUGAGCUAUAGGGAGCCAGUGUAGGGACUUUAAUACUGAGGUGAUGUACUCUAUUGUGCUGGUUUAAGUAAGAACUCAAGCAGCAGGGUUCUGGAUCAGCUGCAGGUGUCUGCUUUUCUUUUUUUCUUUUUUUUAACAGACCUGUAAAGACACCGUUGCAUUAAUUAGUGCGACUAAAGAUAAACGCAUGAAUGAGUUUCUCUAGAACUUGCUUGGAGUCGGACAUUAGUCUUCUAAUCCUGGCAAUGUUCAUCAGGUGAUAGAAGGCCACUUUGUAACUGUCCUUAUGUGGCUCUGAUGCUUCAGGUCAGAGUCUAGACUGUUCCUCUCUAGGUCCAAAGACAAUAACUUAAGUUUUUGUUUCUGUCCAGCUGGAGAAAGUUUUGGCACAACCACAUGUUUAUCUGUUCUAAGCAUCUGUUCAGUGCUUGGAUGGGUUCAGAGUCACCCACUGACAUCGUAAUGUCGAGCUGUGUAUCACCUGCCUGGCUAUGGUCGCUAAUCUUAUUUCCUGUUAUAACCUGUACUUGUGGGAGAAUAUAGAUGUUGAAUAAGUACCAGGAUUGAACCUUGCUUUGAUGAGAAGUGAUCUAUUGAAACAAAGAAAUGGCUCUGCAGAGAGUGGUUAAAGCUUCACGGAGGACUGUGGGGAGCAGUCGUCCUUCCACCUGGGCCCUCUAUACAUCAUGAUGAAGGAGGAGGGUGGUCCGUAUCAUGAAGGACUCCACCCAUCCUGCACACAGACAGUUCUAGCCACUCACCUCAGGCAAGCAGCUGAGGAGCAUUCAGUGCAAGACCUCCAGGCUCAAAAACAGUUUCUACCAUGCAGCUGUCAGGCCGCUGAACUAUAGCCACUCUUGAUACUCACGUUUUAACUUUAUAAAAAUAUAUAUUUACAUAUUAUUACUUAUACUUUAUAUAUUUACUAAAUCUAUUUUUAUACUUAUCUAUUACUUAUAUUAAUUUUUCAGGCUUCUUAAACUGAGACCUAAGUCUUAAUUUCAUUCUACAGACAAAAUAUGAGCGCUGGUAUGACAAUAAAAUCCUUGAAUCCUUGAAAUUUAUUAAAUUUAUGGUGUUUAUCAUAUUACACUGUGACAAUAUAUUGUUUAUGCUAGUCUCCAGAUUUACAAACCUGAUGGAGACAUAUCCCACAAAGACCAGAAGCUGUGACAGCAGCGACAGGAGCUCUACAAAAUACUGUCUGAUCUGAACACAAACACAAGCUACACAUUUCAGAUUUCAGACAUUUUAAAAACUACAAAUCAGUUUCCUUUCACUUCAAAACAAGUCUCUUACUUAUGUCUAUUUGGCUCUGAAAAAAAAAUCAAUAAAAUACUCUUAAGUUUAUAUAUAUUUGUUGUAGUUAACAAAUGUCUUUAAAGGAUCCGUACUACUUUCUUAAUUAGGUCUCCAAACCUAGAAGAGGCUGACUUUGGAAGAAAGAGUUUUGCAUAUAUAUUUGUACCAGCAUCAAAAAUAGUUUGUAGCUUUGCAUUCACAUUUGCUACAAUACAAAUAAUAAAAAUAGAAAAACAACUGAUCAAUAGUUUAUCAUAUUUCCACAAAAACACACACACAUGAAGUGAGAUGUGUCUUCUUUGCGCUUAGAUGCAACAAGUAAGCUUAUUCUUACAGAUACUGCACCUGCUCUUUCACAUCAGCAGCCAUGUAACAUCACUGGUCUGUUUAAAUGGAAGUGCUAGUCAGGAUGGGAGGGCCUAAGCAGUUGCUUCUGUCUUUAGAGGCUAGUGGAGAGGCUACCGAGCCACGUCGUGUGUUUGGCUUCCUCCCCUCCCCCCUCGUCUGCAGUGCUGACGCAUCUGCUGCUUUCGCAUCAAUCAGCAGCCUUUAUAUAGGUAUACCCCAAGUCGCUGCAGAGAGCACGGUUUGUUUUUAUCUCAGCCAGAAAAAGCAUCGCUAAACAUCUGGACUGUGAUUGCUGCUUUGCACGACAGGACGGCAGUGUGUGUCAUCUCCUCCUUGCUUCAGCUUUGUCUAUUCUAACCACAGUCAAGGCAUGGGCGAAAGGCAGUGGUGUGAUAUGCUGCUGUACAGACAGAGAUUGUGUGCACCAGCAGAUGGUGUGCUGUUGUGCAUUUAAGGUGCAUAUUAGAGGGCUCAUGAUGAUUUAUAUUUCAUGCAAGGCAUUGUCCUGUAAAAGCCUGCAUCAGGCUCCACUUGGAUCUAGUUUGUGGUGCUGGGGAGAUUUAAUACGGCAUCCGUUAUUCAGCUCAGGACCACUCGCUAUGAGCACUCACAAUGAUGCAGCUGAGCGAGCUUUCUGGCUGUGGGAUGAAGAACUGAGCUGAUGUGUGAUGUAGAGACCUGCAUUUCUCCGCUCUCCCUACAGCUCUCUGCAAUGCUUAAUAAAAGUUGCCGCUUCCUGCUUAGUGGCUCCAGAACGAAAGCGUCAGUAGCCCAGCUAUUACAUGGGACAGACUUGUGCUCCGAUUUAGCUAUGUUCUGCAAAGGAAGAAAAAAAUUGUGUUAUUCCAUUCGCUGUAGUGCUGUAGGACAUUGGAGGGUAGGGCAGCUCUAGCCCAGGACCCGGGCUGCAUGGAUAGAAGCGAUAGAUGCUGGAGCUGAAGUCAUCUGCACACUGAUGAGAGGGAGGGAGAGGAAGAAAGACGUCAGAAAAAGCUCGGCUUCAGACACCACCACUGUUCAGCGACCAUCAUAGGGGAAAAAGUACUUUCGCCUAUAUCUUAUGAAACUGUUUUUUGUGUAUCACUGUGUGUAUGCCAGGCCGUAGAGAAAGGGAUACUGCACAGCAUUGUUUCCUGUUCGUUGUGCAUCAUUUUCUCUGAUUCACUAAGGUACGUUUUGCAUGCUUACCCUCAAAAUCUAACCUGCUUGCGUUUGUAUGUGUGCGGAAGUAUGCCUUGCAAAGCUGAAGAGGGGUUUUUUGCCUUGACAGUUUGUUUGUCAUUUUAUAAUACUUUCUGUAUCUUGCUCUGUCAUUUCUCGGUUUGUGGUUUGACCUCAGGGGAUUUCUAUUUUUCUGAAAAAAAUAUAAAAGCAAAUCAUGUCUUUGAAGGUAAACGAAGUCGGGGUGUGGCAAAUUAAAAAAAAGCAGUGAUAGCAAGUUAAGAAAUUCCGCUCAGCAUGUGGCUGCAACAAACCAUAACAACUGAUGCAAACUGUAAAAAAUGAAUGUGGUGGAUUGAAGAAGCCUCCUGGAGGGAGAGGGCGAUGCUGAUCCACAAAUAGCGCUAAAAAGAUGAACAAUUCUAUAUGUUCGGCACAUACUUCUCCAUCAGAUAACGCUGAAAUAUCUGAAAGUCCAUUUUGUGCUGCAGACACAAAGACUCUCAGACCUCGGCAAGCAAAAGACAAAGUAUAGUCAGCUGGAGACAAAGGCAAACCUCCAUCGCUUUGUGCAUUUCUGCUUGCAGCAGGGUUCCCAAAGAGGGCACAGUGUUUUUUUUGUUGUUGUUUUUUUAACAAGAAGUAAACUGAAACCUUUGACAGCAGUUACAGUCGAUUGCCAUCCGGCUGAAUUCCAAUAAGUGCUGCGCCAUAGCAUGUUGCCAUGACAACGGAGGCCCGUCUGCGAUAGAAGGCAGGAGAUGAGUGCAGUGAGCCUAUGCAUCCAAACCUGAUGGACAGCACACACCCUUCUACUGUGCUGAGCAAGCUCAAUGAGCAGCGGUCACAAGGCCUCUUCUGUGACGUUACCAUCGUGGUAGAGGAUGUGAAGUUUCGGGCCCACAAAAACAUCUUGGCUGCAUGCAGCGGAUACUUCAGAAGCACUCUGGCAACCACAGAUACAUGCAGCUCCAGCCAAGUCCUAGAGCUGAUGGACCUAAAGUCGGAAGUGUUUGCCUGCAUCCUCAACUUCAUAUACUCUUCAAAGUUGACAUCACUUGGUGAAGAGAACAGAGGGGGACUUGCAGCAGCUGGAAGAAGACUUGGAAUUUCUUUUUUGGAAAAGCUUGCAGAUGAAGAGCAGCAGGAUGAACGUGUUAGUCCUAGAGACUCGUGUGCAAACACAAAAUCUUCAACAACAAAGAAGGAGGCUUCCAGGCGUGAGGACACAGACAGUGCAAGAGGGCCGCGCAUUACCAAUGCCUUCUCUAUCACUGAAAUGUGUCCUGGUAACAAUCCCUUCACUCCUUUGGUUCAAACAGACAAGCAGAGGCAAUCGCCAGACGUGGGACACCUACCCUCAAAUUUCCCUUCAAUAUCCAGCAUCAAUGGGAACAAUGAGACAACCCACACCCUGUCUGAGCACUCAUAUGCAGUAAACAAUUCCACUGAAGACAAAGACACCAGUCAGUGGGACGACAGGAACGUCUGUAAACCAGCAAUAUUACACUCAAAACCACUCAUGUAUAGGAAUACGGGCCCACUAAAAAAGCGCCACAGGCUGAGAGGCAUUUUGGGCAAAAGUAUGCUUCCAGCACCAGCAGAUAACACAGUUACACCAGUGUUAUCUGACGGUGAUGCUGCUGCUCCUGUUGCCGUUAUGACACCGCCUGCACUUUUUUCAGAAGCGGAGACAGAGAAGAUAACAGAGACAGAGCUCUGUGGAGCCACUGACAGUGCUAACACAGAGCUAGGUCCACCACCUCUUUCCCCUCACCCAGAGGACAGCAUCUCAGUCUACAGCUGCGAACACUGUCCAGAGAUAUUCUCAAAUAAAGCUCUUCUCACCAUUCACUCUGAGGUACACAAAAAGCAUUUUGAUACUCGUUUGUUUUGUAAAUUUUGUCACAGAAAAUUCAUACACCUCAAACGACUGCACAACCAUGAGAGAUUAUGUCCAAAGACUGGAAGAGGCCCACCUAAGCUUGAUGCCAGGGAAAUAUCAGCCAAAGAGGUGGAGCAACAUUCAGAUGACAGGUUAAACAUGGAGAGCUCUGCAACACAGCCUCCCUCUGCAGAUCUUCCCAGCCCGAACAUGCCAGAGCUCACUGAAGUUAACCUAACAGAGCGCCUACAUGAAGAGAAGACAGUAAGGCAGAGGCGAUACAACUGCAGUGUGUGCAAACGAGUUUAUGUCACCUUGUCGAGCCUGAGGCGGCAUGAGAACGUGCACUCGUGGCAGAGGGCUUACCCCUGUCAUUAUUGCAAUAAAGUAUUUGCCUUAGCAGAGUACCGCACCAAGCAUGAAAUCUGGCACACAGGUGAACGCCGCUAUCAGUGUAUUUUCUGUCUGGAGACAUUUAUGACAUAUUAUAUCUUGAAAAACCAUCAAAAGUCCUUCCAUGGCAUUGAUCCCAACCUCGCUGUCAGAAAAAAAUCUGCCAAUGGUGGGCUGAAAGCCAGCGUUUAUCCAAUCAAGCUCUACAGACUUUUGCCCAUGAAGUUUAGAAAAAGGCAAUACAAGACAUACAGCCAGACAUACUCAGAAAGUGGUGAAAAAGGUGACUCAUCCUCUUUAGACAACAGUUCACUUAUUCCUCCAUUUGAAGAAAACAGUCUCCUUACUCACCCUGACACAACUUCAUUCCCGCUAACCUUCAUGGCCACAACAAAGAUGGUCUCCCCUGUCAUGCCUCGCAUCUGCUUUGACAAGCCUUGCAAUCAAGUUAUCGAUCAAAAUCUCAAUAGUGAACAGGGGAAGCAGAUAAGCACAGAGAACGAAGCUGGAGACAGAGGUUCGCCUUUUAGUAACUGUGACAGCAUCUUCUCGUCCAAGCUGACUCUACCCAAUCCUGAGCCUCAAACAGAUAAACCGCCUGUGCUGAUGAACUCAGAGCACAUUACUCACACUGUGCCAUUCUUCAACUCCUUAAGUACUGUUAAAAAGUUAGGAGAGUUAUCAGCUUCAGCAAAAAGGGUUGAAGAGAUGACCAAGGAGAUACUUCAAUCCAGCACAAAGGAUUUGAUGCGAGACAAAGUAAUGGGGACAAAAACAGAGACUUACAUCGCCAAACCUGCUUGCCAGGGCCCAUCUCUGGACAGUGACACCAAGCCGCUAUGUCAGAUAACAGUGAAAAUAGGUAAUGAAGCAAUCAUCCGCCGCAAAAUUAAAGGAUCUAAGCUUUUCCCCAGGAAGAAGAGGAAAACUAGAGAACGAAAUGAGGAACAAGCCCCAAGUCAAUGCAGUCCACUGAGGGAAAACACAGAGAGUCCAAGGCUUCGACUCAGACCGGAAGCCGUUGCUUCCACUGAGACAUGUGAUGAUACCAAUGACUGCGAUACAGCUGAUCAGCUUUGGCGUCCCUACUAUUCUUACAAGGCUAAAAAGAAGAGAAAGAAGUUCAGAUACAAACACAGAAAUGCUUUGUUUCAUCCCUGUCCUGAACUUUCCAUAGACAGAACAGGUGUCACUGAAUCCCACUUUGACAGAACACAUUUUCCAACAGAGGAGAGCAGCUCAGGAGCUAGCAUUGGGCCGAAACAUAGUCUUAGCAGAAACUACAGUCCUAGGCCUACCUACAACUGUGACAUCUGUGACAGCUCUUUUAUCACAGAGACUGGACUGAAAGCUCAUGUAAUCGGUUCCCAUCCUUACUUCUGUCGGACCUGCGGAAAACAAGGUCCCCCCGGUGAGGCACCGUCUUGUGGGGACUACAUCUGCAACAGCUGCAUGGAAAAUGGCUCUUGCUUUGACAACACACCCCGAAGCCCCAACCAAGAGAAGAAAUAUCGCUGUUCAUUCUGUCCCCAGCGUUUUGUGUAUCUUGCCACAAAGAGAAGCCAUGAGAAAAAACACCAGGAGACAAAUGAUGAGAGUCCCACAUAUGACACAUUCACAUCAUGUUCUACAUACUCAGCACAACCAAGGGAAUGCAGCAAACAAGACACCACCAAAAGAGAGGACAGUGGCAAUCAAGAGGAUGUUCACAUUAAAGGUGAAAACAUAGAUGAAGCAGAUUUUACAACAAUUGAAAGUAAGCCAAAAAUCAAGGACGUGUCAGAUUUAAGUACGAAAAAUUCACCAUCACCAUAUGUGGAAUGUCUGCCUACACUGACACCCUCAAAAAUGAAACAAAAAGUUGUGAAAAAGAGGAUCAAAGUUCAUCAUCCUAUGCGUCAUACUGCAAAAAAGCAAGCAUAUGACAGGGACAGUGAUCCCAACAAGAAAUCGACAGGACCAAGAAUGAACAAUCUCGCUAAUUAUGAUAAAUCAAGCAAACCAAUUCAGAAGACUGAUUCUGAAUCUAAUGGCGCAUACAUUUCUAUACACAAGCCGGAAAAAUGGGUGUGCAAAGAGGAACCAUUCUUUUAAAGACCUUCAAGGAAUGCAACUAACACAAAUGUCAAUUAAGAUGUUGUUGACUUCUGAAAUCUGCAAUGUUUUGCAUCAGAAUAGUUUUGACGGAUUAAGACAAACUAUGAUAAUCUUGCAUUAGCAGACUGACAUUUCUUCCACUUUAAAUCCAAUAACUCAGUGAUUAUUUUUUCACUGUUUUUCACCGCUAUCAAGGAUAUUUUUGUCCUGUGUCUAUGCAUGUAAAUCAGAGUCAGUGACUCAUUGUAAUGUUUUUUUAAAAUGCAGUGCAAUAACAGCUCAGCUUCUGCAUUGUGUGGGGUGGCAGAAUUGUUACCUAUUGUGGUUUCAGCUUCACCUUUUUUAAAGCGUGUCUGAGCAAAACAAUAGGGAUUUUCUGUUUUCACCUUUCUGGACCUCUUGCUUAAAUAACUGGAAUUGGUGAGUUGCACUUUAUGGUUAGACUAUGCUGACUUGUUUAAUACUUUGAUAAUUGCCAUUUUUAUUCCAAGCUUUGUGGAUGUAAUUUGAAUUUCUACUAAAUACACAGGACCACUGAGAUUAAGAUUACUCUUUUUUUCUGUGUUUAGUAUGUAUAAAACAUGUAAAACUAUUUAAAUAAAUAUUGUUACUAUGAA
Messenger RNA from Poeciliopsis prolifica (blackstripe livebearer), 10020 nucleotides. It is a transcript of the gene zbtb38, whose product is annotated as zinc finger and BTB domain containing 38. Gene Ontology annotation, biological process: negative regulation of transcription by RNA polymerase II; regulation of cytokine production; regulation of immune system process. Bases 5807 to 9400 code for a protein of 1197 amino acids. Gene Ontology annotation, molecular function: protein binding. The transcript has 3 exons. The record is from RefSeq and is a predicted model, not a curated record. Lineage: Eukaryota; Metazoa; Chordata; Actinopteri; Cyprinodontiformes; Poeciliidae.